This is a messenger RNA of Babesia sp. Xinjiang, 843 nucleotides long. Its product is annotated as Succinate dehydrogenase iron-sulfur subunit 2. The transcript has 5 exons. Lineage: Eukaryota; Apicomplexa; Aconoidasida; Piroplasmida; Babesiidae. Gene Ontology annotation, biological process: tricarboxylic acid cycle; aerobic respiration; respiratory electron transport chain. The record is from RefSeq and is a predicted model, not a curated record. Bases 1 to 843 code for a protein of 280 amino acids. Gene Ontology annotation, molecular function: 2 iron, 2 sulfur cluster binding; electron transfer activity.
AUGUCGGCCGGUAACUACGGGCUGUUUCGCCGCUGCGCACAGCGCUUAUCUGCGCACAAUGUAACCUUUUCUGUAUUCCGUUACGCGCCUGAGAGCGCGCAGCGUCCCCGUAUGCAAUCCUACAACAUAGAUACAUCUUCGUGUGGUCCAAUGGUAUUGGAUGCACUUAUUAAGAUCAAGAACGAACAGGAUAGCACGCUGUCGUUUAGAAGGAGUUGCCGAGAAGGGAUCUGCGGUAGUUGCGCUAUGAAUGUUAACGGGGAGAACUGCUUGGCUUGUUUACGUUCUAUCGAAUCGUGUACAAGUAAAGGCGGUUCUAUUGAAAUACAGCCACUCCCCGGCCUUUACGUAUUGAGGGACCUUGUAGCAGACAUGACCAACUUCUACGAGCAGUACAGAACAGUACAGCCAUGGCUUAAACGCAAGACACCCAAGGUCGGUGAUGCUGAGUUCCUACAAUCUAAAGCUGAUCGUGCACGUCUUGAUGGGAUGUAUGAGUGUAUUUUGUGCGCCUGCUGCUCAACGUCAUGCCCAUCGUAUUGGUGGAACCCAGAACACUACAUCGGCCCUGCCGCUCUGAUGCAAGCGUUCCGUUGGAUAGAGGACAGCCGUGACGAAUACACAGUAGAACGUAUGGUGGACGUUAACGAUACCAUGAAGCUGUACCGUUGUCACGGUAUCCUGAACUGCAGCAAGGUCUGUCCCAAGGGGUUAGACCCGGCUGGUGCCAUUAAAAAACUGAAAGCCAAAGUCGAAGCUUCAGCUGAUGAUAGUUGGCCUUCAAUUGCUGCUUCAGAGUAUGAGAAACACAACGCAAAGCUACUGGCCAGCGGUGACGCAUAA